Blastomyces dermatitidis ER-3 is the source of this 3125-nucleotide messenger RNA. RefSeq names its product murein transglycosylase. NCBI's taxonomy places the organism in Eukaryota, Fungi, Ascomycota, Eurotiomycetes, Onygenales, Ajellomycetaceae. Gene Ontology annotation, biological process: carbohydrate metabolic process; fungal-type cell wall organization. The record is from RefSeq and is a predicted model, not a curated record. The coding region runs from base 1183 to 2475 and encodes 430 amino acids. The transcript is spliced from 4 exons. Gene Ontology annotation, molecular function: glycosyltransferase activity; hydrolase activity, hydrolyzing O-glycosyl compounds. Gene Ontology annotation, cellular component: fungal-type cell wall.
UUUCUUUUUCCUCAUUUUUGCUAGGGCCAGGGUCAAGUGUCUUACGCUGCGUACGACUCUUGCCCCAGCCUCCGCCCCGCGCCAGAGCCAAUAGUGGGCAUGAUAGCCAAAGGCCAAGCACUCGCCAAUCGCGCCACGCCGGACAGAGGUUUGCUUUUUGUUGUUGAUGUUUGAAAGGCUAUUUUGAGCCGUUCAACGGUGAGGAUCCAACGGAGCGUCGGAAUCCGUACAGAGUUCUGCGAGGUAGUAGUAGCAACAUGGAAGAAGAAGAUAUCUCGGGGACGGGCAGGAUAUAUUGGUUACGAUCGGGAACCCAAACGUCUGCGAACCUUAAGAAGCCCACUUCUUGAUCCGUUUCCAUGUUACCGAUGAACUUAAUCUAUGUGUUUUAUGCGUAUACAGACUAGUAGGUGUGGCGGGAACCCACCUGCGAUGAACAAGAAGGAAAAAAAAAAAGAAAAAAAAAUGGGUCUUGGGAUGUCUCAACUCCCGAGUCGUCGAGUCCAAGUUGACAGUCAAUUGGCAGUCUUGUCGGAGGGGUGGACCAGUGAAGCAGGGGUGGUUGUUUCGUUGGCAUGACUGUUGUCUGUCUGUCUGAUCAGCCGUGGAGAAGAAUGAAUGUUUGCAGGGAUGAAAGCCGGUUGGCUGCUGGUAGUUGCAUGGCUGGUUCAACUUGAUUGUGAUAUUUGUGAUAUUAGUAUGGAGAAGAAAGGACGGAGGAGGUUGGAGGAGGAGCAGUACUAAAUAAUACCGCUGCGUAGUGAGGCUGAGAGGACAGAAGACCUGGAGCCACUGACUGUUAUGAGAUUAUUAUGCUUGACCCAGGCCCGAGCGCAGCAGGACGCACAGCAACGGCAGAUGUUGUCAGGGAAAGAGAGGGCGGCGGGUCUUUACCGUCGUCGCCCGUCGUCACUGGCUGCAGCUCUCCUUCUCUGUUAGCUCCCCCGCCGCUGCUGUUUUUAUAUAUUAUAUCUAGCUCCUGUCCCCUCUUUCUCCUCCUCCCUCCCUCCUCUCCAUCUCCAUCUCAUCCACUUACCAUUGUUUCUUGUUUAUGCUUCAAUCUAACAUCUGAUACACCCCCCUUUUCAUACACACUACGUCGUCCAUCCUCGUACCAGCUGCUGUGCUAAGGUGGGCUGUUGCUGUUUCUCCCACCAGCUACAGACUGUACCGCUUCUCAACAUGAAGCUCUCCUCGGGCUCAGUGGCCGCUCUGGCCAUGUCCCUGUUCUCAGGUUCCAGCUUGGUGGCGGCCCAGACUUGGACUGCCUGUAAUCCCAUGCAAAAGACUUGCCCUCCAAAUCCUGCUCUCGGGGGAACUGCAGACUUCGAGUUUCACACCGCCUCUGCGCGAUUCGACAUCCUCGGGGGAUCCCCAUCGUAUGGCGCAGACGGGGCUUCUUUGGCCGUAGCCAAGCAGGGCGACUCGCCCACCCUCAUCUCGAAAUUCUACAUCAUGUUUGGCCAUGUUGAGUUCGUCAUCAAAGCCGCUUCGGGCAGAGGCAUUGUCAGCAGUGCUGUCUUGCAAUCCGACACCCUGGACGAAGUUGACUGGGAAUGGCUUGGUGUGGACAACGGCAGGGUGCAGACCAACUACUUCGGAAAGAACCAACAAGGCACCUUUGACCGUGGCCAAUUCCACAGUAAUCCAGGCAACCAGAAUGGCUAUCAUACUUACUCGAUCGACUGGGACAGCCAGCGGAUUCUCUGGCAGAUUGAUGGUAGCACUGUCCGCACCCUUACCGCUGCAGAGGCUGGCGCUUCGUACCCGCAGACCCCUAUGCAAGUUAAGGCUGGUGUGUGGGCUGGUGGUGACCCUACCAACCCCCCUGGAACUAUCGAAUGGGCUGGUGGUCCAACUGAUUACAGCGCUGGUCCUUAUGUCAUGGGACUCAAGUCCAUUGCCGUGACUGACUAUUCUACCGGGACUGAAUACCGGUACACUGACACAAGUGGCAAUUGGGGCUCUAUUGAAGCCGUUGGUGGUAAAGUUAAUGGCCGUGGAACCCCUGGAUCAGGCCAACAGGUAGAGUCUUCAAUCCCCCCUGCUGAAGCCACCCGGCCCCCUCCUACCAAAGGUAUAAUACAUCCAAGCGGGUAUCCUUGGGUCCCAUCUACCACGCACAAACCUAAAAGUACACCCUCAAUAACCUCGUAUCCAGGGCUCCCCAGUGACUGGAUAGUCACCGACUCUGGGAGAGCCUCAACGCCGUCCACGGCUUCUAGAACAUCCCAGCCUACUUCGCAGUCGUCGCCUUCAUCUUCGGCCUCUUCUUCCGCUCGUGGCCCUGAAUCGUCCCCUUCUAUCACAGCAACUGGCUUUGUCACCUCACCCACUGUCACCCCUUCACCCAGUGCCACGGAUUCAGCCGGCGCCACCGUUGCUCCUGGAACGGGUGCAGCCAAUGGCAAUUUCCAUAUGUCAUAUGGGGUCGCUGCCAUGUGUGCCUUGAUUGGCGCAGUGGUCGCCUUCUAAUAGCGAAGGACAUUCCCAUUGAACAGUGUCAGCCCCUUCAGAAUGAAGUUGAGUGACAGAUGACUUGGACCAUUUCAGCGGAAACGAAGAGAUGAUUAUAUUUAUCAAUAUAUUUCAAGACACGACGAUCACGACUAAGCUUGGGGAUGUUAAUAGGCGCCUGGUAUGGCGAAGCGGCUUUGUUAAGGAACAUAAUUUCUUUGGACAACCUAACCUUUUCUUUUGCAUGUGGUUUUUCUUCUCAACACAGAAUUAAUAGCUUAAAGCUUUGGUUUCUAUGUUUUGUUUGGGUUUUGUAUGGUUUUUUUGUUUGGGUGGUUUGUUGGGUUCGGUUCUGGGCUGGCUUUUGAUGAUGUUCAUUCUUUCAUUUGUAUUAGAUGGGGCCAGGAUGCACAUAACAACUAACCCCUUUUGCACUCUACACGUAUACAUAGACGGUGCUCGAUAUAGAUAAGACAGAUUUCAUUAAUGAUGAGAAGAACGUUCCUUCAUAACUUUCUGCUGCAUUGCUUGGACUGGGGUGGGGGUACGAGUGGUGAGUAACCUUAACUUGCUUAAUAGGAUAUGUAUGGAUAGCAUAGCUCAUCCCAGGGAUGAUAUCGCGGGUCAUCCAAAAAAGUGGACAUCGGAAGGUGAUGAGAGAGGGACAU